GUUUGACACACCAGAACAGUGUUUCUCAGACGGAGGGUCAGUGUCACACAAGGACUAAACAAUAGAACUGAGCUGGGACCUUGAUGGGACUUCACUGAUACAUUUUAGCAAGACAACACUCAUGGAGAGAAAUACAACUUUCCCUUUGUUCCCUGGCAAUCACAGCCUCACCAACAGCACAUGUUCCCGUGACAACGUGUUGAAGACGGUGGUUUUUCCUGUUCUCUACUCCUUUCUCUUUUUGGUGGGGCUGUCACUCAAUGCCGUGGCUGUGUGGGUGUUUUUUCGCAUCCCCUCGAAGUCUCACUUCAUUAUAUACCUGAAGAAUAUCGUGGUUGCGGAUGUCAUUAUGACCUUCACAUUCCCUUUCAAGGUGUUAUCAGACUCCAACAUGGCUUCCAUUGGGCUGCGUAUAUUUGUGUGUCGAGUUUCCUCAGUGCUCUUCUACCUCACCAUGUACAUCAGCAUCCUCUUCUUUGGCCUCAUCAGCAUCGAUCGCUGCAGAAAGACCCUCAAGCCCUUCAGAGGGACUAAUGCAGCCCGGUUGACCCGUCGCAAAGUCCUUUCAGGAGCCAUCUGGACCUUUCUGCUGGUUCUCUGUUUGCCCAAUGUGAUCCUAACACGUAAAACCCCGACUUCUUUAUAUUUCAAGUGCAGUAAUCUGAAGACAGAGGCUGGGCUCUACUGGCAUGAGGUGGUGAAUCAUGUCUGUCAAGUUAUUUUUUGGGGCAACCUGGUGACAGUGAUAGUAUGCUACACUCUAAUCACCAGAGAGUUGUAUAGAUCAUACUCCCGCACUAAAGCCCACAGCAGUGGAGGGAGCAUACAUCGGGCAUCAAGUGGGGCAACAACUCGGAAUCCCAGCCAGGCAAAAAGAAAAAUGAGUGCGAAUGUAUUCCUGGUUUUGGCCGUGUUCUUUGUGUGCUUUGUGCCAUUUCACUUUGCCCGUGUGCCAUAUACCAUGAGCCAGACGCGAGAGGUCUUUGACUGUAAUCUCAAACUCUUCUUCUUUCAGCUGAAGGAAAGCACACUCUUCCUCUCAUCUUUAAACUCUCUUCUGGAUCCUCUCAUCUAUUUCUUUCUCUGUAAGUCCUUCAGGACCACUUUGUUCAAGACCCUGCGGUUCCCGCCUGGUACCUGUGGCUGGUUAAUAAAGGGAGAAUCCGAGAUGAACACAGGCAGCACCCCCCUGAGAGACUCCUCUGUUGGUACAUAAAACCAGUGACAAAGACUUUAUUAACAUUAUAUCUGAAUAUGCACAUUCUGUAUUAUAAAUGUGGGGGUGACAGACAGGGUACUACAUUUUCUGUUGUGCUAUAAUGAACGAAUUAAUUGUGUAUAUGCCACAGCACGUAUUUGUGUUCAUGAUCCUCACAAAAUAAUUUUGAUGUCAUGCUUUUAAAAACCUGCAGGUUCAACAUUGUAACCUAAGCUUAUGAACCUGUCGUAUUGUCUUUGGAGAACAGACAAGUUGAGAAAGAAAAGAGAAAAAAAGUAAGAGAAGUAGAAACGUGAAUAGCUGUUUUUUACUCACUUGUAUCAAAUGUCAACACGUCUGUUGUUUUCCUUUCUGUUCUCUAUUCCAGUCAACUACAUUAAGUUCCUCUUCUGAUGUCUUCACUCAGACUAAUCUUAGAGAAUGUGACUGAAAAUAAAAAUCAAUUUAAAGAUAUACGCAAUAUUUCAAAAUAGCUCAUAAAUGUCAAUACAAUAUGAUCUCUUAUUGUUGCAUGUACAUAAAGUUUGAGUUAGCAUUAAAUAAUCAAACCAUGUAGCAGGUAAAAUGUUUUGUCAAUGUUUGAUUCUUUUUUUCUUUUUUGGUUUUGCUACCAACAAUGAAAUUACAGAAAAUGAGGGGCUUUCCAGUUUUACAAAAAAUGCAUAAUGAAACAACAAAAACAGAAGUAAAGGUAACUUUGUGGUUUGUUUGCCAUGUGGUUUUUGUCUUAUCAUGCAACUGGCAUGACUUCUCACACAGUCGAAUAUUAAAUCCCGUGCCUCUCUUAGCCACAAUA
This is a messenger RNA of Larimichthys crocea (large yellow croaker), 2015 nucleotides long. Its product is annotated as P2Y purinoceptor 12. Bases 122 to 1216 code for a protein of 364 amino acids. Lineage: Eukaryota; Metazoa; Chordata; Actinopteri; Sciaenidae. The transcript is spliced from 3 exons. Gene Ontology annotation, cellular component: membrane. Gene Ontology annotation, molecular function: G protein-coupled purinergic nucleotide receptor activity. The record is from RefSeq and is a predicted model, not a curated record. Gene Ontology annotation, biological process: G protein-coupled receptor signaling pathway.